AUGAUUUCUAUUGGUGCACUAGGUCAAACAACGGCUACUGUUGUACAUGAGAUAGCUCAAGUACAUGCUAUGUACGUAUUAUGUGGAGAAAAGAUACGUCAUGAACAAUGGGCCACACAAUGGCCCAAAGUAAAGGGUGUCUUCACGGAUAUUACACCAAUAUGUGAAGCACUCAAACAGGCAGCUCAAGAAUAUAGAUUAUUAUCAUCAAAAUUAGCAAAUAUUGGUUCAUCGUUCUCUCGUCCAUCAUCAACAUAUAGAUUCAAAAGACAUUUAAACCGUAAUGAUACAAUAUCAAUUUUUGUUUUAUUCUACCUUUCAACUUGUUUAUUUGGUGAAGGCACUGGUCCAAAUAUUGAUAAUGUUACUAAAAGUACAAAUAAAGAAACCGAGGGAUCAACUUAUGGAGUGGUUUUUGAAACAGCGGAUAAUUUUUUUGUUAAACAAAUAAAUACACAUAUUACUACUGUUGCUACUUAUCUUGAAAAACAAGUUUGUUUUAUAUUUAUUCUAUUUAAUUGUGUUGAAAAAUUCGUGAUUUUUUAA
Molecule: messenger RNA, 546 nt
Organism: Rotaria sp. Silwood1
Lineage: Eukaryota; Metazoa; Rotifera; Eurotatoria; Philodinida; Philodinidae
Source: the annotation of a GenBank genome assembly